This is a messenger RNA of Anopheles moucheti, 1478 nucleotides long. RefSeq lists its product as uncharacterized. Gene Ontology annotation, molecular function: protein binding. The transcript is spliced from 6 exons. The record is from RefSeq and is a predicted model, not a curated record. NCBI's taxonomy places the organism in Eukaryota, Metazoa, Arthropoda, Insecta, Diptera, Culicidae. Gene Ontology annotation, biological process: cytokine production; positive regulation of transcription by RNA polymerase II. Bases 32 to 1297 code for a protein of 421 amino acids.
UCAAGUAAACAAGCUUGACCGGUCGCACACAAUGUCCGAUAUUUUUGAGAAUUUGGACAGCUUUUUAGAUAAUUACGACGAAAACAACAUAUCAUCAAACAGCAUCCUGUUCAAUGCAGAACGCGACAGCAAUGCAAACGAUUCGUUGGGUAACGAUUAUUCUAGGGGGCUAAGCACCAGCUCUGCUGGGAAGAAUAACAAUAAAAUCGUAAAAGAUAGAAGUCGCGGCAGAAAGUCUCAAACCAAUAGAGACAAAAGUGCCCGAACCUCUACAGCUACCUCAGCUACGACUAGCAAUGUCCCGGUUUCUUCUACUCCAGCGCCAGCGCCUUCCGUUUUUGAUUUGACAGCUAUGACGCUACUUAGCGCAGCAGAGGAUAUGCAAUUACUCCUUCGCUUAUUCGAUUCUAUCUUCAACUCUAAAAAUCCGCUCGUGAAGGAAUUGGUGAAGGACAGAGAGGCAAUGCUGACGAAACGAAGCUUCACUACGCUAAACAAUAGCUACAACAAGAAACCUCCCGUCACAGCGAGCGAGCUGUUGAAGGUGAAGCAAAAAAUAGAUGCAGUAAGAACUAAAUUAACGCAACUAGACCAAAGGAUAAAAAAUGUGCUACAGCCUGUGUCUUUAGAUCAGCCCUCGCCGGGCUCACGACGGACAAGGAAUAGCACACGCCGGAACCAAGCGAGUGCGCCGGUUGUGAUAACGUUAGACUCGGAUGACGACAGUAUGCCAGAGUUCGUAGGGCAGGUAAACAAUCCCAGCAAAGCAAAUAAUUCAUUUGAGACGGAAAACUAUGUAAUGCGCAUCAAAGUACGAUGGGGCAUGGGCAUCGAGAUGUUCGAGCAUCGAAGGUUUCAAAAGUUUGCCGACAUGUUCGCGCAGCUGGCUGCGAAGGAGUCCGCCGAUAGUUCGUGCAUUUUCCUGAACCUGGAAGAUCGCAUUGUGUACCCGAACGAUACGCCGGAUUCCAUCAAUUACAAACCAAAUCAAUUCAUUUCUGGCCGCAUUUUGAAGAGUAAAGCACCGGGUCUUCCCACCGCAUCGGCUUUGACAACCAGUAACAAUAGCACCAUCUCGCUAAAGAUACAGAUGGAAACACGAAAGCAACCGCUACGCAUACAGAUAGACAAGCAGCAAACCAUGUCAGUAUUGGUGAUCAAAUGUGCGGAAGAACUAAAAUGUAAACCGAAAGACAUUAAAUUGUACUUUGACGGUGAGCUUAUCGAUAACAGUUCCAAACCAGAGGAUCUGGACCUUGAGGGAGACGAAAUACUCGACAUUCGUUUUACUAAGUGAUGAAAUUACUGUCGAAGCGUGUUUUAGUUCAACGUUAUCGUUCCGUUUAAACUCUGUGUCCGAAUGUAUAGAAUAGUUAAAUUUUUAAAACUUGGUAGUAGUAACCUCAGAAGUAGAACCGAGAACAGCAAGUAAUAACCUUUGUUGAUCUUCGAUGAUGUAUUCAAAUUCCAUUCGCAGU